AGUGAGAAGUGAGAACCCCCGAGUUUGGUAAUCUGCCCUGCUCCUCCCCUCCCAGGAGAUCGGCGACGGCUUCUCGGGAUUCUGCAACGAUUUCUCUGCCUGUAUAUUCAUAGAACCAUUCAAGUCAGUUGGGAGAAUGGUUUAUAUAACUUCAUGGGACGAUUUCGUCGAGAGAUCGGUUCAGAUGUUUCGCGCCGAUCCUGAUGCUACGCGCUAUGUCAUGAAGUACAGACACUGUGAUGGUAAAUUGGUCCUGAAGGUCACCGACAACCGGGAGUGUCUCAAGUUUAAGACAGACCAAGCACAGGAUGCUAAGAAGAUGGAGAAGUUAAACAACAUAUUCUUCACUCUGAUGGCCCGUGGUCCUGAAGCUGACAUAUCAGAAGUUUCCGGAAAAGAGCAGAUGGAAGCACAGUCAUCGAAGAAAGGAAGGGGAAGGAAACAGUAGGAAACAAUAGUGCUGUUCGAGGCUUGGCAAAUAGGUGUAGGACAACAAAUAUAAUCAUAAUCUCAUGCUGUCUCAAUUCUCUGUUCUAAUCUUUUCCUUUUUCCUUUUUUUAUUUAAGUUCUGAAGUAAUAGUCCCUGGGAUUCAUGGGAUGCUUCGUUGGCUUGACGGUUGACUAAGAACUCUGUCAAAAGCAUACUAGAAGUGGUAAUGUUAUGGUGUUUGUAGUUCAUCUCUAUGAUUUUCCUUUAAAGUUACAAAGCAUAAUAAAAUCUGGCUUGGCAAAUGGUUUAUUUA
This is a messenger RNA of Diospyros lotus (date-plum), 743 nucleotides long. Its product is annotated as signal recognition particle 9 kDa protein. The coding region runs from base 137 to 448 and encodes 103 amino acids. The record is from RefSeq and is a predicted model, not a curated record. Gene Ontology annotation, biological process: negative regulation of translational elongation; SRP-dependent cotranslational protein targeting to membrane. Gene Ontology annotation, cellular component: signal recognition particle, endoplasmic reticulum targeting. Lineage: Eukaryota; Viridiplantae; Streptophyta; Magnoliopsida; Ericales; Ebenaceae. Gene Ontology annotation, molecular function: 7S RNA binding. The transcript is spliced from 4 exons.